Salvia hispanica is the source of this 1088-nucleotide messenger RNA. RefSeq lists its product as uncharacterized. NCBI's taxonomy places the organism in Eukaryota, Viridiplantae, Streptophyta, Magnoliopsida, Lamiales, Lamiaceae. The record is from RefSeq and is a predicted model, not a curated record.
AUGGGGGAGGCAAAGGGGGAGGUGUAUAGUGGGAAAACAAUGGAAAAGGUAAGUUACACAUGGCUACUGCAAGAUUAUAAGAAGUAUAGGGAGCUAGGGCCCGGGGUGGCUCUCGUAAGCCCGGCAUUCGAUGGGCCGAAUGGUCAUAAAUUCAAGAUCAAAUUCUACCCUGGUGGAGCUACACAGCGUGCCUAUAUUGCUUGGGCUGUUUCAUUCGCUAUUGAAACUACACAAACAGCUGAGCUGGUUCUUAGUUUCAAGACUGUGGAUCCACUUAUAAGCUUUGCAUCUGCCCAGAGUUGUUCAUUCAAAAAAAGAGGAAUAUUUAGGCGUGUAUUUAGUGUCCAAGCUGGACACACCUCUCCCAGUAUUCAAUUGUCGAGAUACCGUUUGGAAAGUGAACUCAUAACAGGAGAAAAUGCUUUCAAGAUUGAGGCAACAAUUGGGGUUUUCAUCAAUACCAAUACCAACACCAACCACCCGCCAAUUGAUCGUUUCCUGUUUUUCAAAGUAGACGAUAAACGAUUCUUUGCAGAGCAGUCUAUAAUUGAAGAGCGAUGCCCCGCUCUCCUACCAAAUUCAUCCUCGCACGAACCAGACGCCGACAUUGUUGUUACGGAUAUUGAACCGGAUAUAUUUGAUGCUCUAUUAUGGUUUAUAUAUAACAAGAAGCAUCAUCAUUCUGAUGCAGAAGAUAUCUGUAGAUCCAACACUCGUGAUCCCAAUUCGUAUAGGACGAGGAUAUGGAGAGUUGCUAUGCGCUGCGAAUUGCCAGGCUUCGUCACCAGCGAUUCAGGGGUGUAUUUAGAAGAUUUACAGCGUCCAUUCGUGACAACAUGGAACACAGUAUGUCAAAUUAUCGAAGUUAUUAGGAGCAAGCUCAACAGGGUACCCAAAAUUGUGCCUGAUUCAUAAACAAAAAUACUAUUAUUGCAGUGUUCGCAAAUGAAGGAGGAUUGGUAUGAUUAUUCCUCACUUAGAUUUCAUUAAUAAAUCUAACGAAAUUAUUUCGUGAGAUCUAUUUGUGUUUUUUUUCUACUCUAAGUUCUAUGUUUUUUUUUCUAUUAAGCGUGGACUACUUUCAUUUA